This is a messenger RNA of Empidonax traillii (willow flycatcher), 1940 nucleotides long. RefSeq names its product methionine sulfoxide reductase A (gene MSRA). Gene Ontology annotation, biological process: cellular response to oxidative stress. Bases 1153 to 1692 code for a protein of 179 amino acids. The transcript has 6 exons. The record is from RefSeq and is a predicted model, not a curated record. Gene Ontology annotation, molecular function: peptide-methionine (S)-S-oxide reductase activity. Gene Ontology annotation, cellular component: cytoplasm. NCBI's taxonomy places the organism in Eukaryota, Metazoa, Chordata, Aves, Passeriformes, Tyrannidae.
GGGCUCUUGGGAAGUGGUGGGACGUUAAGUGAUGUUCGACUUGCCAGUGAGCAGGGAAAUAAAAAGCUUCUCGUGGAGGCUCCACAAAUGUGAGUUUGGACAUUUGGGGAAUGUGAUAUUUUUGGUGGUUGUUUUUUUGUUUGCUUUUUUUUUUUUUUUCAUAAAUCUGAUGAAACUGGGAGGGAGCUGAGAAACUUGGAAGAUUUCAGAGGGGAAUGCUGAAAUAAAAGGGAGGAUUUUCUUUUUUUUUUUUUUUUUUUGGCGACAACAAAAAAAGUUUUCGUCGGCGUGAAGGUGCUUUCCAACCAACCCCGAGCGCCUUCGGAAUAUGCUCGGGACGGGAAUUCCGGCGUUUCUCUCCUAUAAUGCCGCAGAAACCAACUUUUAACGGAACCUCCGUAAAGAUUUCAUCUGACCCAGCAAGGAAGUGAGAGUAGAGGGAAAGUUGGGACACCUCAAUGGAAAAGUGAGUACGUUCUUAAAGCCACAAUGUCUGUUUUUGCUGCUUGGUGCUGCCCUGGCUCCGUGUCCCGGUUUUUAGGGACAAGCCUGGAGAGCAGCAGGAGAAGGAGAAGAUAGCCAGGUUCUGCCUGAAGGGCAAAACCAGAAACCAGAAUGUGGUUAUUCUACUGCUCUAAAACAUUCCCUCCAGUGCAGCUUCCUAGAAAGCAUCUGGAAUGGCUGAAUUUCCUACUUUUAGAGGCGAUAGGAGACGGGAAAAUCUUGGCUUCUGCCAAGUGAGGAAUGUUUGGAGGUGACAGAGCUGAUGGCACUGGAUACAGAAACUUCAGUUUGUAGUUCCAGGAUCCGUUUGCUGCAAACAGUGAAAAAAAAUCUGCUCUUUUCCCAUGUGUGGAUUUAAAAAAAAAAACCACCCCGUGACGAGUGAACCGUGGACGUCUUGUGGUUCCAGUAAAAUUAAGGACCUAAAAAAUCCAUUGUCUGUUUUUCUCCAAGGAUUUUCAGGGAGACAGGCUUGUGAUUCCUUAGGAGCAAAUAUGAUCAUGCUGCCUAUUAGGCCUGGAUGUGCUUGGAUUAUCCUGCUGCUGCUGCUGUGACAAUCAGCAGGAUUAUUCCAGGGGGUAACUGGAAACCGGAGAUUUUUUCCGGAUCGGCUUCACUUGGAAUAAACAUCACGUCAAUGGAAACAGAAUGGUGGAACCUUUCCCAGAGGGAACACAGAUGGCUCUGUUUGGUAUGGGCUGUUUCUGGGGAGCUGAGAGGAAGUUCUGGAGGCAGAAGGGAGUUUACUCCACUCAAGUGGGUUACGCAGGAGGUCACACCCCAAACCCCACCUACAAGGAGGUCUGCUCAGGCAGGACUGGUCACACCGAGGCCGUUCGAGUGGUUUAUCAGCCAGAGAACAUCAGCUUUGAGCAACUGCUCAAGGUCUUCUGGGAGAAUCAUGACCCGACACAAGGGAUGAGACAAGGCAAUGACGUUGGCACUCAGUACCGCUCGGCCAUCUACACCUUCUCCCAGGAACAGAUGGAAGCUGCCCUGAGGUCUAAGGAAGAAUAUCAAAAGGUAUUGACGGAGGGAGGCUUUGGUGCCAUCACCACGGAAAUCCGGGAGGCUCCCGAGUUUUAUUAUGCCGAGGAUUAUCACCAGCAGUACCUCAGCAAGAAUCCCGGCGGAUACUGCGGCCUGGGGGGGACGGGGAUUUCCUGCCCCAUCGGCCUCAAGAAAUAACCUGUGCUUGCUCCACCACCUCCACUUUGGUUUAGGGAGUUUGGGAAAAGACCAUGGACCGUGGUAGAUGCUCCAGCGCAUCCACAGCAUCAGUGCGUCAAGAUUUGGGAAUCUCUUGGGGAAGGUUUUCCGUGAUCGGAGCAACUUCGCAUUCAUCGGCAAUAAAGACCAAAGUAGAGGCAAAAAUUUUUAUUUAGGGAGUUUGGGAAAAGACCAUCAACCCUGGUAGAUGCUCCAGUGCAUCCACA